Molecule: messenger RNA, 1851 nt
Organism: Fusarium pseudograminearum CS3096
Lineage: Eukaryota; Fungi; Ascomycota; Sordariomycetes; Hypocreales; Nectriaceae
Exons: 6
Coding region: 1-1851 (616 amino acids)
Biological process (GO): L-leucine biosynthetic process
Cellular component (GO): mitochondrion
Molecular function (GO): 2-isopropylmalate synthase activity
Source: RefSeq, a predicted model, not a curated record
AUGACUAUGCUCAAGGAACCCUCCAAGAAAUACAAGCCCUUCAAGGGCCCAAAACUGCCAAACCGAACAUGGCCCGACAAGACUAUCGAGAAGGCCCCUCGCUGGCUGUCGAGUUGUCUGCGUGAUGGAAACCAGAGUCUGCCUGACCCCAUGAGCGGCGAUGAGAAGUGGCGCUACUUCAAGAUGCUAUGUGAUCUAGGAUACAAGGAGAUCGAGGUCUCUUUCCCUUCUGCCUCUCAGACCGAUUUCGACUUUACCCGACGCCUGAUCGAGACCCCAGGAGUCGUGCCUGACGAUGUCUUUAUACAAGUCCUGUCGCCCUGCCGACCCGACCUCAUCCGUAGAACUGUUGAGUCUGUUCGCGGUGCCAAGAACGCAAUCAUUCACAUCUACCUCGCUACAAGUGCGUGCUUCCGUCAAGUCGUCUUUGGUUACUCCGAGGAACAGACCCUAGAGCUCGCCGUCGAGUGCACUAAGCUGGUCAGAUCUCUGACCAAGGACAACCCCGAGGCAUCCGGAACAAACUGGCAGUUCGAAUUCUCCCCCGAGUGCUUCUCAGACACCGACCCAGACUACGCCGUGAGAGUGUGCCAGGCUGUAAAGGCUGCCUGGGGACCCAAUGCCGAGUCUGGCGACCAAAUCAUCUUUAACCUGCCCGCCACAGUCGAGCUGGCUACCCCCAACAUUUACGCCGACCUGAUCGAGUCUUUCUGCAACAACAUUGGAGACAGAAAGGAUAUUUGCGUGUCUCUGCACCCCCACAACGAUCGUGGAUGCAGUGUUGCCGCCGCCGAGCUGGCUCAAAUGGCUGGCGCCGACCGUGUGGAGGGAUGCCUGUUUGGAAAUGGAGAACGAACCGGAAACGUCGACCUUGUAACCCUCGCCCUCAACCUGUACACACAAGGUGUUAACCCCCAGAUCGACUUUUCCGACCUAAACUCAGUCAUCGACAUGGUUGAGUCUUGCACCAAGAUCCCCGUUCACCAGCGUGCUCCCUACGGUGGCAGCCUGGUUUGCGCCGCCUUCUCCGGCAGCCAUCAAGAUGCUAUCAAGAAGGGAUUCCAGGACCGCAAGACCAAGGGAUACACCCACGAAGACCCUUGGGACGGUAUGCCCUACCUGCCCCUGGACCCCCGCGAUAUUGGCCGAAACUACGAGGCCAUCAUCCGUGUCAACUCCCAAUCUGGCAAGGGAGGAAGUGCCUUUAUUGUGCACACCAAGCUCCAGCUCGACCUCCCCCGUGGACUCCAGGUCGCUUUCUCCAAGGUUGUCCAAAAGCACAGCGAGGAUGUUGGACGCGAGCUGUUGGCCACCGAGAUCACCUCCCUCUUCGAGAAGACAUACUUCCUCGGCGACAACCCCCACUUCCAGCUGGUCGACUACAGCAUUACCCCUGAUCGAUCAAGAUCCCCUGCGCCUGCUACCCAGGGCAAAACCCAAGACACCAAGGACUUUAUUCGUAUUUUCGAGGGUGUCAUUCUCGUGAACGGCAAGGAGCUCAAGCUACGUGGUCGAGGCAACGGUCCCAUUUCCAGUAUGGUGGCUGCUCUUAAGGAGAUCAACAUCGAGUUCGACGUCAACGACUACAAGGAGCACGCCAUUGGUGAGGGACGCGGCGUCAAGGCUGCGUCAUACAUCGAGUGCAAGCCUGUUGGCAGCAAGAACUCUGUGUGGGGUGUUGGUAUCCACGAGGAUGUUGUCCAAAGUUCUCUGAUUGCCCUGCUGAGCGCGGCAAGCAACUUUGUCACCAGCCGACCCUCUAGCCCUCUGUCCAAGUCAGAAGCCGCCACUCAUUCCCAAGAACCUUCCAGCCUCGUCGCGAUUCUGGAACAAAAGGCGAAUGAUAUGUAA